UGUACGCCGAGAAGAGUGAUUCUCGCGCGCGUGUUUCUCCGGAGCCUCCGAAGAAAGAGUGGAUUUCCGUUACGCGAAAGUGUAGUGCUGCUUCUUGUGCGACUGGACCACACACGACCGACUGUGAGCCCCGCCAGGCUCUCUGGAGGUGCAUCUCGAGGAUCUCUGUGACGGUGAAUACCUGCGACGCCGCGAUGACAGGCCAUUCUUCUGUCACAACAUUCCAUGAAGUCGACGAACGACGGAGCCGAGGCCGAAGAUCGAUCGUCGAUCGUCGCCAUUGACUCGAAACACUAUCGCACGAUUCGCUUGAUCUCUAGAUGAAUCACCGUGAUCUACCGUGUAAUCUACAAGCAACGAGAGUCGCGCUGAACGAAUCAUGUACAAAAUAUUGCGUCGCGGCUCCGGCCGCGUCUUCGUCCUCUGCAUCGUGGUGCUGUCACUCCUACUAUGCCUGUACUACGUCAGCCAGGUCCAGGCACCGUCGUCAGGUCAUCCUGCCAUUCUGAACGAGGAGCUCAGAUACGAUCGCAGUUUGACCUCCGUCACUCCGGAUUACAGCGAGUCGCCAGAUGCACAGGUGUCGCUCGCCACCUGUCCCAUAAUUGUGCCGCGAAACGCCGACAUUGACGCUCAGCAGGAGUUUGGCAAGUUCGACUUUCAGGAAUGCUUCUGCAGGAGGCUCUCCAUCAGAGAGGAUUACAAUACGCGGGUAACCGUGGACGAGCGGCGUUGGCGACAGGUAAACGCAGGCCGCAUGCCUCUGGUCAGACAAGCCGGCAAAUAUCAAUUAGCCUCACUAAUGAGAAAUCUCAUCGGGCGUCAAUUUGUUUACCUUCUCUUACAGCCCUCAUGGAUGCGGAGUCGAGAAUACUGGGACGACAGUUUUGAGACACGUUUCGCAGAGCUGCGGAAAGAUCCGACGAGACCACCUCUGAAGGUUAUCCUUGUGCCUCACAGUCACACCGAUCCGGGAUGGCUGAAGACAUUCGAGCAGUAUUUCCACAGUUCUACGAGGAGCAUCCUAAAUAACAUGGUCUCGAAACUGCAACAAUGGCCGAACAUGACUUUUAUUUGGAGCGAGGUUUCGUUCUUAUCACUAUGGUGGGAUAGUGCUCAUCCGACGAAGAAGAUGGUCAUAAAAAGAUUAGUCAAGGACGGUCGACUAGAAAUGACCACCGGAGGCUGGGUCAUGACUGACGAAGCGACUUCUCACAUUUAUGCUAUGCUGGACCAACUCAUUGAAGGUCAUCAAUGGUUGAAAACAAAUCUUGACGUGACACCCGAGUCGGGCUGGUCCGUCGACCCGUUCGGCCAUGGCGGUACUAUACCCUACUUUCUCAAGGCCUCUGGUGCAUCCGGUACGGUGAUUCAGAGGAUACACUACGCGUGGAAGCAGUGGUUCGCCAAGAAACAAUACGGCGACUUCGUUUGGCGGCAGCCGUGGGAUCGCGACGGCGCAGCCGACAUGCUCACCCAUAAUCAACCGUUCGACAUCUACAACAUCAAGCACUCGUGCGGCCCACAUCCGCAUGUCUGCCUCAACUUCGACUUCCGUAAAAUACGCGGCGAAUACACGGAGUACUCGGUUCGCGCCGUCGAGAUCACGCCUAACAACGUUAAGCAGAUGGCCGAGCUGUUGCUGGAGCAAUAUGCGAGAACCGGCUCAUUGUUCACUCACAACGUCGUGCUGAUGCCACUCGGCGAUGAUUUUAGAUACGACCACGCGAUCGAAUGGGAUCAACAAUACACCAAUUACAAGAUCCUGAUGGACUACAUAAAUAGUCGGAAGGACGAGUAUAAUGCUGAGGUAGUGUUUGGCACGCCGAAGGACUAUUUCCACGAGAUACAAAAGCGCGUGAACAAGUUCCCAUCGUUAACAGGCGACUUCUUCGUAUACUCGGAUAUUUUCAGUGAAGGUAGACCGGCCUAUUGGAGCGGCUACUUUACUACCAGGCCCUACAUGAAGAUUCUGGACCGCGAGCUCGAGGCGAAUCUCAGAUCUGCCGAGAUCCUUUACACGAUCACGCUAAAUCUUGCCAAGCAAUCCGGCAAGGAUAUAAAACUUUACGAGACGUAUUUCGAGAAGCUGGUUAAGGCGAGACGUAAUCUGGGUCUGUUCCAGCAUCACGAUGCGAUUACCGGUACCUCAAAGUCCUUUGUUAUGAAAGAUUAUGCGCUGAAACUCUUCGAGUCAAUCUCGGAUACGACGAGCCUGCAAAGCUUUGCCAUCCAGUCUCUCGCGGCCACCAUCAGCGGCAAGUCGAAUUCCGUCUAUGUGUUGUCCGAAUCGGAUAGAGACAGCUACGAGAAGCUGCCGAAGAAGAUACCAAUCGGCGUGAAUAAUCAUGAGACUAGGAAAAUCGUUCUGUUCAAUCCACUGGCGCAGUCCAGGCAGGAAGUGAUCAGUCUGAAAGUUACGUCAUAUAAAAUCAAAGUCUUAGAUCCUCAGAAGAACCCCAUACCCUACCAGAUCGCGCCUGUGAUGAACGCCACGAGCAUUACGCAUGAUGUAUACGUUCUACUUUUCGUAGCCGAACUGAAGCCACUGUCAAUCGCCACAUACCACUUGCGACAAGUCGAUAAAGUGCCGGCAGAGGCCAUCUCGACAGUGUACUGCAGCCGUUGCGGCAAGGACAAUGUCUUUCCUAUCAAACCUAUGCAAGUGGGCGACGUACAGCUCGAGAAUCAACGAAUGAAACUGCUGUUUGAUGGGCAGACGGGUUUCCUGAAGCGCGUGACGAAAAAAUCCACCGGCAAGAUCAUGCAGUGCGCCGUGCAGUUCGCUGCGUAUCCUUCGGCUCAGUUCCAUAGUGGUGCCUAUCUCUUCAUGCCUGAUCCUAAUCUCCGGGACACCGACAAGGAUGUCUUGGAGGCGUACACGCCGCAUCAGAAGAUCUAUAUCAUCAGCGGUAACUUGAGUUCCCGCCUUACCGUCGAAUAUGGCAAGUUACUGACGCAUCAUGUGGCGAUCUACCAUCGCGACGGCGGCCUCGGCGAAGCCAUUUACCUACGCAACAUUGUGGACUUUGAAACGCCACCGAAGAAUCGCGAGACGGAGAUGUUUAUGCGUUUGCAAACCGACAUCUCGAACGGCGAUCCGCCUGAGUUCUACACCGAUCUGAACGGUCAUCAGAUGAUCAAACGUACCAAAAUCGAGCGCAUCGGCAUCGAGGGCAAUUACUUUCCCAUCACAACCAUGGCCUACAUCGAGGACUCGAGUCACCGACUGACACUCUUAGUAAACCACUGCCAGGGCGCGGCCAGCUACCAGCCCGGCUGGCUCGAGGUGAUGCUGGAUCGCAGAACUCUAUACGAUGAUUCACGGGGCAUGGGUGAAGGUCUGCUAGACAAUCGGCGGACUGUCAUCAAGCAUUGGCUGCUACUUGAAGAUAUAAGUGGCGAAAAAGACAAAUACUCGAGACCGUCGUUAUUCGCCAAUCAUUUGAGCAACACUCUCAACUACCCGGUGAAUAUUUUCGUGGUAGACGGUAACGAGCAGGAGGUCACGAUGACGCCGGAAGUCAGACUGUUGAGUCAAAGUUUCCCGUGCGAUCUUCAUCUGCUCAAUCUGCGCACCAAUCACGAUCAGAAACUGCCACAUUUCCCAGUGAACAGCGCGCUCAUGGUGCUGCACCGGCAGGGCUACAGUUGCUCCGUGGGUAUCGACGUGGCUCUGAAACACUGUCCACUCAUAGAGAGACUCGCGCAGGGCACCGCGUUUUACAAGCUCGACAAGGUCAACGUUACGAAGACGUCGUUGACUGGUACGAAGUCGGGCGCCCGUUUGAAAGACGGUUUCCAAGAGAUCGGCCUGCAACCGAUGCAAGUCGAGACAUACAAUGUGAAUUUCGUACAAUGAUCUUAAGCCACAAGCCGAUCGGCUGUCGAUAUCGACCCGUUCGCAUUGAUCGGUUAGCAAAAUUAGCAAGAGUACAUAGGCGUCUUGCCCCUUCCGAAUGACACUGCCGUAUAUUAAUCAUGUUGAAUACUACCUCUGACUCUUUGUGUAACGUGUGACGUUGUUAGCGGCAAAGAAUGGAAACGAUACAGCAGCGAAGGUAAUCAAUAAUUUCUCGCGGGACGAAAAAAGUGACAAAUAACGUUGACUACUCUAGGACAAUUGACUCAUACAAUUGAAUUUUAUUAAAAUAUAUGUUUUUUUCGUU
Messenger RNA from Atta colombica, 4169 nucleotides. It is a transcript of the gene alpha-Man-IIb, whose product is annotated as alpha-mannosidase 2. Lineage: Eukaryota; Metazoa; Arthropoda; Insecta; Hymenoptera; Formicidae. The transcript is spliced from 8 exons. Gene Ontology annotation, cellular component: Golgi membrane. The record is from RefSeq and is a predicted model, not a curated record. Gene Ontology annotation, molecular function: alpha-mannosidase activity; carbohydrate binding. Gene Ontology annotation, biological process: protein deglycosylation; mannose metabolic process; N-glycan processing. Bases 380 to 3862 code for a protein of 1160 amino acids.